Zeugodacus cucurbitae (melon fly) is the source of this 2203-nucleotide messenger RNA. RefSeq names its product GTP-binding protein 2. The transcript is spliced from 4 exons. Bases 211 to 2067 code for a protein of 618 amino acids. NCBI's taxonomy places the organism in Eukaryota, Metazoa, Arthropoda, Insecta, Diptera, Tephritidae. The record is from RefSeq and is a predicted model, not a curated record. Gene Ontology annotation, molecular function: GTP binding; translation elongation factor activity; GTPase activity. Gene Ontology annotation, biological process: translational elongation.
CUUUUUUAAAUUCCUUUGUUGUGCUACCAAAAAAAAUCGCAAAGUCAAAACAAAGACGUUUUGUUGUAAACAACAACAAAUAUCUUCUCAUAUCUUACUGAUCCUUUCAUUUGUAUUGUGUGCAUAGAGCAACAUAGGCGAAAUGACGCGAAUUAUAAUCGAAGUAAACAAAAAUUGUUCAAUGCAACCCAGUAGGAAAUAUAAUUGGAAAUGAUUAUGGAUUGUGGGCUUAUAAGUCUGUUCGACUCUGAUGACGGAAAUCACGAAGCAGACAAAUCCAAUAACAACCGUCCAGUUCGAGGUAAUGCACCGAAAGUUCGAAAAAGUUCUGCAAAAAACAAUAAGGGCACACAUAAAAGAAACAGUGAAAGCGGAAGCGGAAGCAGCAGUAGCAGCGAUGCAGAAAUAGAUUUGCAAAAUAAUAAAAUUAUUAUCGAUUUUGAUCAGGGUAUUUUACCACCGGAACCACAAUUGGGAAAUAUUGAGUACAAACUGAAAUUAAUUAGUCCAUCGAAGCAUCGCUUUGAACAUCUUGUAACUCAAAUGAAAUGGAGACUGCGCGAAGGAAAUGGAGAAGCAGUUUAUGAAAUAGGAGUAUCUGAUUCAGGGCAUUUACAUGGACUCAACGAAAAAGACAUGAGUGCCUCCUUAGCCACACUAAAACAAAUGGCCCAGAAAUUAGGCGCCAGUACCUCAGUUUUACGUCGAAAAUAUAUAGCAACAAGACGAUCCGUUGCCGAAGUUUUAGUUCGUAAAAUACCUGAUGAUCAACAUAAUAUAGAAAUUCGUGUUGCUGUACUGGGUGGCGCGGAGGCAGGGAAAUCCACACUGCUCGGUGUACUGACACAAGGUGAAUUCGACAAUGGCAGGGGUUUGGCACGACUUAUUAUGUUUAGACAUAUGCACGAAAUACAAUCGGGUCGCACUUCAAGUAUAUCACAUGAGACACUGGGCUUCGAUUCGCAGGGUACAAUCAUAAACUACAAAUACAAUGAGUUGAUGACUGCCGAGGAAAUUAGCGAUCGCUCCACAAAAUUGGUAACAUUUCUAGAUUUGGCUGGUCAUAGACGCUACAUGCGCACAACCGUGCAGGCACUAUUAGGCUACUCCCCCCACUAUGCCAUGUUAGUAGUGUCAGCAGGCAGCGGCUGUACUGGCACUAGUAAGGAGCAUCUAUCUAUUGUUCGAGCCUUGGAUAUGCCAUUCUUCGUUGUUGUUACCAAGACCGAUAUAACGAGUCCGGAACAAACAGUACAAGAAUUAAGACAAGUUCUUACAUCGGUGGGAUGUCGAAAGAUGCCAUUUAUUGUCACAAAUGAAGAUGAAGCUAUCUCAGCAGCCUCUAAUCAAGUGUCCGAAAAUAUUGUUCCCAUAUUUUGUGUUUCGAACGUUACCGGCGCAGGACUUAGUCUUGUCACAAAGUUUCUCUACGUACUUUCACCGAGUAUAAGUAAUCUUGAAAAAGAGCGUCUAGAACAGGAAUCAAGUGAAUUUCAUAUCGAUGAAAUUUUUCGAGUAACCGAAGUUGGUCCAGUUGUUGGCGGCUUACUCGUAAAGGGAGUUCUCACGGAAAAUAUGCAAAUGAAAAUUGGACCUUUAGCUGACGGUAGCUUUCAUACUGUUACUGUACACACAAUUCAUCGGAACAAAGCGCCGUGUAGGAUGGUGCGUGCGGGGCAAAGCGCUUCUUUAUCAUUUUUACCAAAUCAGACGCUGCCGCCACUUAGAAGUGGCAUGACAUUGUUGGGCGAUACCGGCGAUCCUGAAGAGGCACCGUACGGUACACUUCUAUUUCAAGCAGAAGUAUCUGUUCUAUUUCACGCUACAGCAAUAUAUGUAGGUUUUCAGACGACUAUACACAUAGGCAGCAUUCGACAAACCGCAAUUAUUCGAGCAAUAGAGGAGCGUGAAAAAAUGGGUACGAAUGAUAGCGCUUUGGUGUUGUUUGAAUUUGUUGGACAUCCCGAGUAUGUGCGGCCAGGCGUGCGCAUAUUAUUUCGUGAAGGCACAAGCAAGGGCAUCGGUGUUGUAACAAAAGUUUUCCCUCUCAACAAAUCCGCCGGAUAAAUUAAUUUCAAUAUGUAAAUAUCCACUAACUAAAAUUUUGUUUGAAAAUUUAAAAGGUAUUAUAUGUGUUAUCUUUACCUAUACCUCAAUCACUUUAAUGUAAUUAAAUUUUUUAAUAUACAUAUAGUUGAAUGUG